AUGGAUUCAAAGUGCAUAUUUAUUGGAUUUAUUGUGUCUUUCGCCUUUCUAAUCUCCAGUGAGGCACCUUUUGUUAAAAUGACGAAUGCAGUUUGUGAGUCAUACAACAAGUCGUGGGUGGUCUUUCAUUAUUGUCGACUGAAGGCCUACUCCCGAAACAAAACCAGCUUGAAUAUAAAUGCCACCUUUCUGCAGCCAGCUAAUAAUAUAUUUAUUAAGUUGAGGAUAAUGAAGAAGGCCAAUGGCUAUAAGCCGUUUCUAUUUGAUUACACUUUCGAUGCGUGCGAGUUUAUGAGAAAGCGAAAUAAACCCUUCACGAAGAUCAUAUGGAAUAUGAUCAAGGAUGUAUCCACCGUGAAUCAUACUUGCCCCUAUGAGGGCUUACAAACGGUGAGCGAUUUCCAUCAUAUCCAUUUUCCUGUUCCUUGGCCAUCUGGAGAGUAUUUACUUUUGGCGGAUUGGAUUUUUUAUGCUAAGCGGCAAUUCGUUACAAAUGUUUAUUUUACAUUUGUGGAGGAUUUACUGACAAACAGUUCAAAUUACGGGAAAAAUAAAUAA
This is a messenger RNA of Drosophila takahashii, 558 nucleotides long. RefSeq lists its product as uncharacterized. NCBI's taxonomy places the organism in Eukaryota, Metazoa, Arthropoda, Insecta, Diptera, Drosophilidae. The record is from RefSeq and is a predicted model, not a curated record.